UUAAGUUGUUAAUAUCACUAUUGCCAAAAUUUAAAAAAAAACGUUAAAAGAGAGGUUCAACUAGGGUUUUAGCAUUGCGCUUCCAAAACCAUUCUUCUCCCCCAUUUUCGACUUCCUUUGGGAAUUCAAGCGAAAAUGACUUUCUGGGGGAUUGAAGUGAAACCAGGCAAACCAUUUACUUUUAAUGCUGAAGAUUUGAGUGGAAAGCUAAUUUUAACUCAGGCCACCUUGGGAACUGGUUCAGCAACGAAGAAGAGCAUUCUUCAGGUCAAUGUAGGAGAUAAGAGUCCAGUCUAUCUCUGCACUUUGCUGCCUGACAAGACAGAGUCUUGUUCGUUGAAUCUUGAAUUUGAUGAAGAUGACGAUGUGAAGUUCUCUGUUGUCGGGCCAACUAGCAUUCACCUAUCUGGCUUUGUUCAGGGCGAUGUUGAACAUGAGUGUGAUUCUGACUCAUGUGGGGAAGAUAUCUCUGAGACUGACUCCGGGAGCAGUGAAUAUGAUUCUGAAGAUGGUUUAGGGGAUGAUUUUGUUGAUGAUGAUGAUGUUCCCAUUUUCCCACCUUCACCUGUCCGAAAGAGUGGAGUUGUUAUCGAGGAGAUAGUGGAUGAUGAGAAGGCUGCAACUGAAAACGGUGGAACCAAGAAGGGAAAGAAGAAAAAACAGUUGGGUGAUUCUGACAAUGAAAAAAGAGCUGAACAGCAGAUCGUUGUGAAGGGCGAUAUUGUUGCCUCAGUGCUGGAAAGUGAAGAUGAAGAUGAAGAUGGAUUUCCAGUUUCUUCAUCACGUAAAAGUGAAGCUAAUUCUGAGAAUUCUAAAGCAAACACAACAACCAUAGCUGAUGAAGGGAAGAAAAAGAAAAUCAAGAAGGACGAAGCAAAACAUGAAGAUGAAUCUUCAAAAAGUUUAAAACGGAAGGUUGAUGCCAUCAAUCAUGAACAGAAAAGUGAUGCUACUGAAGCUGCUGAUGGAGAUGCAUCUGAAAACAAGAAAAAGAAGAAACAAAAGAAGAAAAAGAAGGGGAAGACAGAGGAUGAUGAAGAGGGUGCAAAUUUGAAGCAAGAUGCACCAGAAGAUAAGCAGAUACAUAAAACUGAUAAAGAAGCCAAGAAAUCUACAGCUAAGGUUGCCAGAGUUAGGAACUUUCCUAAUGGACUUGUCAUAGAGGACAUAUCAAUGGGAAAACCUGAUGGCAAAAGAGCUUCUCGAGGAAGCAAGGUUAGUGUUCACUAUACGGGGAAGUUGCAGAAGAACGGCAAGCAAUUUGACUCUAAUGUUGGCAGAAAACCUUUUAAGUUCCGUCUAGGUAUUGGAUCAGUCAUUAAGGGUUGGGAUAUUGGCCUCGAAGGCAUGCGUGUCGGGGACAAAAGAAGGCUUACAAUUCCACCUGCAAUGGGAUAUGGUGCCAGUGGUGCUCCACCUCAGAUUCCUCCCAAUGCAUGGCUAGUGUUUGACGUCGAAUUGGCCGAUGUUGCUUAAUUGACCUCACCUUUACGGAAAGUGCCAUUUUUGUAGACGUUUUGAGGCUAUAUAAUCUACACCCGAGUGUUUGGACUCAAAUUUUGUUUCUGUUAUUCAAGUGUGGUAUGUUAUGGGAGAGCAAGUGUAAAGUUUUAAUGUAAUUCAGAUUGGAACAGCUGAUUUUAUUUUAGAUUAUAUGAUCCUUAAUGAAAUAUGGAAUGUUUUACUCUGAAACUGUAUAGGCAGAACAAGUCAGCCUACCUCCUUUUGCACCUUUGAUUCAACAUGCUUCGACAGUUCUUUUUGCUGUUUUCUACUUCCUCUCUUUCGUUGUAAUUUCAAUAUUUUGACGUUUUGGGGACUGAGUUUGUAAAACUUCGAUAGUGUGUUGUAAACCUUGAUGAUAUGCUUUCAUCAAAAUCUGAGAAGAAAAGUUCUAAACAUUUAUAGUGGAUUGGGAUAUCAAAUGACUCGUUUAUACUUUCAA
This is a messenger RNA of Beta vulgaris subsp. vulgaris (sugar beet), 1945 nucleotides long. Its product is annotated as peptidyl-prolyl cis-trans isomerase FKBP53. NCBI's taxonomy places the organism in Eukaryota, Viridiplantae, Streptophyta, Magnoliopsida, Caryophyllales, Amaranthaceae. The transcript is spliced from 10 exons. Gene Ontology annotation, molecular function: peptidyl-prolyl cis-trans isomerase activity. The coding region runs from base 136 to 1476 and encodes 446 amino acids. The record is from RefSeq and is a predicted model, not a curated record.